Oncorhynchus nerka (sockeye salmon) is the source of this 2150-nucleotide messenger RNA. RefSeq lists its product as uncharacterized. The transcript has 2 exons. Bases 133 to 930 code for a protein of 265 amino acids. The record is from RefSeq and is a predicted model, not a curated record. NCBI's taxonomy places the organism in Eukaryota, Metazoa, Chordata, Actinopteri, Salmoniformes, Salmonidae.
GGAAACAAGUAUGGGGUUGUUGUUAUAUUCAUCGUUUUAGUUGAUGCGGGGGGAAAAAUAAUCCCAUGCCAUAGCAGAGUUGUUAAAUUAUUGGUUUGAAUUGCUUGUCAUAUCCUACUUCAAACAAAUGUCAUGUCACUGAGUAACACAAUGGAUGUUAUUGAGACGGUUGUAACAGAGAGUAUUGAAGGAGAUGAAACUCCAACGGCGUCCAGCUUGGAUCCAGAUAAAUCGAAAGCAGAGUUUGUAUGGACUUUACAAGCCACAUGGCAACUUGUCCAAACCCGCCUCGAAAUGGACCAGGAUUUUGACCAGCCAGUGUGCAAGAAAAAGAAACUGUGGGAGACAGUGGCUGAGAGAGUGACUGCCAAGCUAAGAGCAGCUGGGAGCACAGAUGUCACAGUCAAAGCCUAUGAGUGUGAUCUGAAGUGGCGUAACAUGUUGGCCACAUACAGGAAAAAUGCUGAGAGGUCCAAGAGACUGGGGGCCCAGAGUGUCCACUGGGAGUUCUUCAAGGCCAUGCAUGUGGUCCUGGGGAAGAGUCGAGAGGAGAUCGAGGCACAGCGCAGGUCCAAACUCAAUGGGACCAAGCUGGGCAAGGCUAUUGCCAGCAAGCGGUUUACCCCCAUCCUUCCGACACCCUCCCUGACAGCUGCCCCCUUUGCUUCCAGGCCCCCCCAGGAUGUUCUGCAGCUGUACAUGGAGCUGCAGGAGAGGAAGAUGAACAUGUGGGCCCAGCAGAAGGCCCUGGAGGAGAGGAAGAUAGAGGCCAUCAAUAAUCUAGCCCGUGCAAUCUCCAGUUUGUCUCACAGUCAAAACAACAGUUUCAGCUGCCAGAGUAGCAGUACAGCACACCCGAGCAAAGGAGUUCUCAUGGAACUAAAAACUUUUGGAUUUUGUGUGAUAUAUAGAAGCUUGUGCAUAGAAUGAAAGACUGCAUCAUGCAAAUGUUUCUUAAGCAUUCAACCAUUCAGCUACUUUGUGUUGUCAUUGUAUAUGUUUUUAUUAUGCUAUAAUAACACCAUUUGACAAAGGAGUUCACUGCAGGAAUUCCCUGUAAUACCUGUGAAUGAGAAGGAGGCUACACGGGGCAUAUUGUACAUAGAUCUGCCAUAGGAUACAAAUAAUCCUACAUAUGUAUAAAAUACAAGAUAUUGCUGUGAUACUCUUCCUUUUUAACAGAAUUUAUAUUGUAUAUUUUAUCUCAAUACAAACACAAAAAUUAUAAAUCACUUUAUGUACUUUCAGAAUCCAACUCUUUGUACAGCAAAUCUGCGAUGGCUUCCCUUCUCCUCACACCCUCCUCAUCACACUCCCCCUCUCCCUCCUGUGUCCCUGCCUCCCUCUCAACCUGUCCGUUGACCACUUUCCCCAUGUCCAGAAAUACAUUGUGGAGUAUGCAAGCAGUAUGGACAACUCCCCAUGUCCAAAUACCUGAGCCUUUCAAAUCUGGCUUUCAGGUCAGCCACAGCCUGGUCCAGGAGGUAAAAAUGGGCUUCCAGGGACCUAAUUGUAAAGAUUUCCCCUGAGGCUACGACCCACUACGUACGGGGUCAAUAUCUGGGCAGAGGCUGGAUAUCCAACUCGAGCCACUAGGCAGGUCCCUGGGGGCAUCAUCUCAGGGAGCUGUUUGAGUUUGUCCCUCAGAACACUGGCUCUAUCCAGGUCUGAUCCCUUGCUGAUUCUGCAGUGUAUCAACCUGCCUGUAUGGUUACACACCAGCUCCAGGUUCAGCCAGGAGUCGGGAUGGGCCUCCUUCAUCCUCUUUACCUCUGGCAUCAUGCUCUCCACAUCCUGUUUGCCAAUGGGCAGGCGGAUGGGGAUGCGGGUGUGCCCCAAGACUCCCAGGACUCUGGGGACGCCCUUCUCUUCCAAGCCCUUUGCUUUCCCCAGCAGGCUGGAGAGGGGGGUUCAACAGCCUCAAUGCCUGGAGGAGAGAAGGACCAGAAACAAACAUGGGUGAUGGAAUAAAUAGUGUGUCAAUUGUUUGAAGGUGAACAUUUCAGGAUAUUGUAAUUCAGUGAUAUUCUACGUUGGUGGGGGGACUGCAGUGAGGUCGCCCCCCCAAAAAAAUUGUAUAGGACAAUAUACAAACGUUUUUGUGAAAGAUAAUUGGAAAACAUUUGAAUAAAUGUAUUGAUGCCUUUUCA